UGCUGAAUGGAAACAAACGGUAUGUGACUUUUCGUUUGCUAUGUGGAUGUGUGCGUAUAGAGCUCUACCUUUGCAGCUCUUGUAACUUUGGCAAGGCUUUUGAUUAGUUUUCUGAAGAACGGGAAUCGAUGCUCUGUGCAGAAAGAAGAGAAGCGCGGGAUGACAGCAAGGCGUGUACAACGCCACUGUCGAUGUACAGGACACAGGAUCGUCCUCCUCGUUACCCACUGCUACCAAAUCCGCAAUACGAACCACACCUACAAGAUCCAGCAGUCCGAUUGCCUCAGCCCCUUCGAAAACAAGCAGCUCCGUCAACUUCGAUUGCGUCGAGCUUCACUCUGACCAUUCCUACUUUGGCUGUUACAGCAACCAGCACUACAGCUGCAACGUCCGGCCCAAGCUCUGCCACGCCUGUGGUUGUGGAGGUGUUUACCGCAAGUAUAGUAGUAGUAGUGAUGUUGAGAUGCGUCUUCUCGGCUGUUUCCGCACUUUUAGUAUUAGUAUUUUGAGGGACGAGGCAGACCGUCGGCAGGGAGGCUAGGAUAUGAGUCAAGCUUCCUUCCCUUGGUUGUUUUCUUGAUGUUUGGAAAAUCAUCG
Macroventuria anomochaeta is the source of this 597-nucleotide messenger RNA. RefSeq lists its product as uncharacterized. The transcript has a single exon. Bases 129 to 509 code for a protein of 126 amino acids. NCBI's taxonomy places the organism in Eukaryota, Fungi, Ascomycota, Dothideomycetes, Pleosporales, Didymellaceae. The record is from RefSeq and is a predicted model, not a curated record.